GCAGGGGCGGAGCCGCGUCAUGGCCGCCGGGCGGCUCCCGCCGGCCGCGCUCACCCUCAAGCAGUUCCUGAGGCGGCAGCAGGUCCUUCAGUUGUACCGCAAGAUCCUGCGGGCUAUCCGGGAGGUCCCUGCUGAGCAGGAUCGCCGCUACUUAAGGGACUGGGCCAGGGAGGAAUUCAAGAGAAAUAAGUAUGCUACAGAAGAGGAUGCCAUCAGGAUGAUGAUUACUCAAGGCAACAUGCAACUUCAGGAACUUCAGAGAACACUUAAGCUGGCAAAAUCCUGAUCUUCAUUUUGUUGACAGUUUAAUUUUUAGUUAUUGCAAAUAGGCACAGUGUUUUUUUCCAGAAUGUGGUUACAAUGGUGGCCUUUGCUGGCAACCUGGUGAUGUUUGAAGGGGAAAUCUACCACAGUGAGGGUUUUGGUUUUCCCCCUUCCCCAGUCCAUUUCUCAGUUUUGCUACCCUCAGAAGUGGAAAUGACUUGAGCACAAAGGACAUUAAAGAACUGCAUGGAUGAUGUACCAUGUGCUGCAGGGAAAGCAGAAAACACCAAAAACUACAGUUAAAACAGCUGUGUUAAUGCCACUACAAUGGAAAAUAAAUAUAUGCCAGAUUAUUUUGUCUGCUUUUUACUGUGGUAGCUGUAAUUGGUAAUAUUCUCAGUGACAGCUGUUCAUGUACUAUACCAAGUAUUUUCACCAAAAUUUGUGAUUAAAAAAAGAAUUUGGGAUAUAUUGGCCCAGAACAAACAAACAUUAAAAAAUGUUUUGUGUGUAGAUGUUGAUUUUCAGUAGUAGCUGAAUAAAACUUAAAAGGAGAGGUCUUUAUUUAUGAAAAUGGGAGAUUUUAGCCCCAGAAAUGUUUAUUACCAGAUACCUUCAAACUAGUAUGUAAAAGUCAAUAUAUAAAGAAAAAUCACAGGUAAAAAAUACUAACUGCAAAAGUUAUGAUUUGUGUAUUCAAAUGUUAUACUACUUUACUUCUAAUCGUUAGCUUGCAACUGUUCUCACUUUCCUUUGAGCUGUGGUGUAUCUUUUUUUUCCAUGUAAUUUAAAAAUGCCUGGAUGAGCUGGGGAUUUUCUCCACAUGACUAGACAGGCAGCAGCAGAUUGAUACCUUACCAUUUUAGGUUGUGAUUCCAAGACAUGCAGGAUCUCUUCCCUCUUCCACUCUGCUAUUGUAGAUCCCUUGAGGAGAACCCCUGUUUCAAAGGUGGUUUUCUGCAGAAUUCCUGAGCUGCACAAACUGGCAGCAAAUCUGGUAAAUAGGGAUCACCACUGGCACCAGGGAAGGGACAGGACAGAAUUCCAGGCUACAGGAGGAAUGACCCCAGGUGAGAGCAGGAGCUGUGGUUCAGAUCUGUAUAGACUGAAGCCUCUGA
Messenger RNA from Melozone crissalis (California towhee), 1382 nucleotides. It is a transcript of the gene LYRM2, whose product is annotated as LYR motif containing 2. The transcript is spliced from 3 exons. The record is from RefSeq and is a predicted model, not a curated record. The coding region runs from base 20 to 286 and encodes 88 amino acids. Gene Ontology annotation, cellular component: mitochondrion. NCBI's taxonomy places the organism in Eukaryota, Metazoa, Chordata, Aves, Passeriformes, Passerellidae.